Molecule: messenger RNA, 153 nt
Organism: Gloeophyllum trabeum ATCC 11539
Lineage: Eukaryota; Fungi; Basidiomycota; Agaricomycetes; Gloeophyllales; Gloeophyllaceae
Exons: 1
Source: RefSeq, a predicted model, not a curated record
AUAUUCGAGAUUUUUGUGAUCAGUAUAAAUCUCAAAUUGCUGUCUUGCACCGCGAAGGAAAUUGUCCCAUUCGUCGAGUGCUGUCAUGAUUGCCAGCAUUUCUCUGUCGUAGAUCUCAUAAUUAUGUUCCGCCGGAUUGAGGCUUUUAGAUAG